Halichondria panicea is the source of this 2587-nucleotide messenger RNA. RefSeq lists its product as uncharacterized. The record is from RefSeq and is a predicted model, not a curated record. Gene Ontology annotation, biological process: axon guidance; ephrin receptor signaling pathway; protein phosphorylation. Gene Ontology annotation, cellular component: dendrite; plasma membrane. Bases 70 to 2394 code for a protein of 774 amino acids. Gene Ontology annotation, molecular function: protein binding; transmembrane-ephrin receptor activity. The transcript has 11 exons. Lineage: Eukaryota; Metazoa; Porifera; Demospongiae; Suberitida; Halichondriidae.
CAACUAUACUGCAUGCCACUGCAUGCAGUAUAGUUGAUUGUGUGAGCUCUUGGCUGCAGUUAGUAAAGAAUGAAGAGUUGUACUAUUGCCGCAGGAUUGUUGCUACUCACUGUGCUACUACAAGCCAGAGCAUGUCCAGUACUUAAAAGAGAUGUAAAUUGUAAAGACAACUAUGACUUUUCCCUCUCCCCCCUCCCCCUCCUAUUGGCUAGUCAUCCAGAGAGUGUGUUAGCAUCGCAUGGAUCCACUGUCUCCUUCAAUUGUUCCAUAGCCACUGUCCCUGUUGUCAUCAAUGGUGCAUUGCACACCUUUCCUAUCUUAUGGCGCCUCAAUGGCAGCUUUGGUGAUUACCCCACACACUGGACUAUAGUGGAGGAGCCUAGCGCAAGCACCCUCACUGUGCACAACAUCUCACACAGUGAUGAUGGCUAUUAUGAGUGCAUGGCGGGGGAUGGGCUCAAUAGCACUGGACAGUACGCUAGUAUCACUGUGAGCAAGAGAGCCUGGCUCAACACACCAGGAUAUGGUAAUGGUGGUGUGGCCCCUGUCCUUGGUUUGGAGCACAAAGACAUACAUAAACUGGAGGGUCUGGAUCAAACACACUUCAUAGAGGAGUGCAGAGUUACUGGGUCCAACCAAACCCUCUACUGGUACAAGGAUGGUGUUGAUAUCACUCAGUACUAUGAUGUCAACACUGGAAUACUCGUCUAUAAUCAGACUAUUGACCCUAACGUACACGGUGUGUAUCAGUGCUUUGUGGAGAAUGAGGCAGGCAGUGACUACGUUAACUUCAGAGCACUGCCCAGAUACUUUGCUGACCCACCUAGUAACUUCAGUUGUGUAGCUGUGGACAGAGAGGACAACCACCAGUUACCAAGCCUGCUAGUGUCCUGGGAUUCCCCUCCUCUCAUCUCUGGAGGUCUCAAGGACGAUCACAAGUACUUUGUUAGAGUACAAAACGAGUGUUAUAAUGUUGGGAGCUCUACGUGUGCUGUGAUAGAACUCAUACAAGAUGAUAUUGGUGUGAUGUGCUCUGUAUUCCUGGACCUGAAGCCACUUGAUGAUGUCAUUGCAGGAGGUGUGGCAACAGUGUAUGUUCACACUGCUGAGCAGAGGAGAACUUCUAAUCCUGUCCUUGAACUAAGAGUCAACUGCUCCUCUAGUAAUGUGACAGUGUAUCUACCAUCUCCUGAGUUACCUUCCUUUGUGUGUGUGAAGGAGAUUCACUUGUGGGCCCUUUGCCUCCACCAAGAAUCCAUAUACAGGACUUCUCUCGAUAUUAAUCGGCGUUUUGUGUGUGAUGGGAAUCCAUUCACUCUGGACAUAGCACCACAACCAUUGGGCUCUGUGUGUCUGUUUGGAGGCAACUACAGGAAUGACAUUGGUCAAUCUGUCAUUGUAUCAUCAUCAUCAUGUUCAUUACCACCUGCACCACUAAAGGGAGAGCUGCUGUCCCUGUCCUGCUCUAGGAAUGAGACCAGCUUUACAUGGCAUGGCAACCACUCAGUGAAUGUGUCUGGCACUUGCUACACUCCACAGUUAGACCAAGACUUAGACCCUAUACAGUUGACCCUGGAGUCUAUGACAGUGUUUCCUGGGUACCAGUUCACCAAGAACAGUCAGCUGCUACCACUGGAGAGUGUGUGUAUGUACUCCGCCUCCAAAAAUAUUUCUACUCAGUGCAUUGUAAUGAGUAUGUCUCCAGCCUGUGACCCUGGAUUCUAUGCCAGUGUGGUACAUGGGGAGUGUCUAACAUGCCCUAGCAACAGCAACAGCACAGCCUCAGGCCUGGCAGAGUGUCCGUGUGAUGAUGGCUACUACAGAACACCACAAGAAGUGGACCUUCCCUGCACCUUUCCCCCGUCCCCUCCGCUCAACGUGAGGGUGGUGGCUGUAUCCAGUACCACACUAACACUAGCCUGGGAGGAGCCAGUGUCCACUGGUGGUAGGGGGAGAGAUGAGUUACGAUACAACCUCUGGAUCAGGGCGGCUGGGGAGACAAGCGUCAGACUAUCUAAUACUGUCACCACUACCAUAGGAGUGAUUGAAGGACUGUCUCCAGAUAUUGUGUACACAGUAUUUGUGACAUCGGAAACGGAUAUAACAGAUCAGAUCCCUGUGGAGGGGGUAUUCAAUCUGACCAGAGGAGAUACAGUUGUUCAAGCUACUGAUGGAAUUGCAAAUGAAAUAACAGUGGGAUUAUCUGUGUUUGUUGUGGCUGUAGUGAUUGCUGCAAUAGCUGUCAUAAGUGUUGUCAUCUGCAUUGCUGUGCACUACAAGAAGCGAGUAAGGAGGCUAGAGAUUGAGCUCAAAAAAGUGCAGAUCGUGCAACCUAAUCCCUCCGACAAACAAGCUACUCAAUCAAUUUUGGACGGAAAGGUGACUACAGUGUAGUAUGUGGUGAUGUGAGGGGACUAGUGAACUCUGUCAAGCACUCUCUGGGGUCAACACUGUCACUGUCUAACAUUAUAGCCUCUACUAUAUACCACACUAUUGGACACUCUGAUUUCAUUAUGGCUUGUUGUUGUGGCUAUAUAUUUCUAUGAUGUUGUUUUAUCCAAUUAUUAUUGCACAAGUUGCAAGAUUU